Messenger RNA from Leptidea sinapis, 5125 nucleotides. It is a transcript of the gene Rfx, whose product is annotated as transcription factor RFX3. Gene Ontology annotation, biological process: regulation of transcription by RNA polymerase II. The transcript is spliced from 16 exons. The coding region runs from base 288 to 2342 and encodes 684 amino acids. Gene Ontology annotation, molecular function: RNA polymerase II cis-regulatory region sequence-specific DNA binding; DNA-binding transcription factor activity, RNA polymerase II-specific. NCBI's taxonomy places the organism in Eukaryota, Metazoa, Arthropoda, Insecta, Lepidoptera, Pieridae. The record is from RefSeq and is a predicted model, not a curated record.
AGACUGUCCACCAGGCCACAGCCGUAGCCUAGGAAACGGGUGUAGCUACAACAACAGAAGAUUACCUAGUUACAUAAAGUUUAUUAUUAUAAUAUUAUCUAUCUUACUUAAUAUCCGUUAGUCAUUAUUAUAUUGGCGUUAAGAGUUCUGUGAAGUUUUAAAUUCAACAUCACAUUUCAUUCGUUGGCAGUGGCGAAAUUAUUGACUAAUUAUUGGUAUGACUGGCAGACUUUGAGUGCGCGGGCGACGAAGUUCUUGUGGAGUGUUCGCCGCCCGCCUCGCCCAACAUGGCGGCCCAGCUCGCUGCUCCGGCGCAGGGAGCCGGCGCUGGCAGUGGGUCUCCCAGUGGUCGGGAUCUCAUUGUUAUACCUGAGAUUACCAGUACUUUGCACCUGCAACAUGCUAUACAGGUGACAACAUCCGUGGUGGGAGUGAACGGCGACAGCUCGGGACAUUCCAGCCCUACUCCUGACACUCAGCACACCUAUAUAGUCGCCAGAUUGAGGAACGACGGCGACGAGGAGUUUCAGCUCAAGAGCGAGGGCAGCACUGAUGAAGAAUGCGAGGGAGGCAACGGUGUUAACUACCACGUUCAGUAUGUGGAGCCCCAGGAGAUGUACACCCAGGCGCCGCAAACGACUAUGGAAACGCUCCGCGCCUACCCGAUGUUCGAGGUGACCAGCGUGGAGACGGUGAGCACCGAGGGCGCCGACGAAGCGUGGGGCGGACAGUACGCCUUCGCGGAGAGCGCGCCGGUGGAGGGGGGCGCGGGGGCGGGGGCGGCGGGGGCGGCGGGGGCCGGGGCGGCGGGGGCCGGGCCCACGUCCCCCAGCGGCCCCGCGCGCAUGCCGCCCGCCACCGUGCAGUGGCUGCUCGAACACUACGAGACCGCUGAAGGCGUGUCUCUACCGCGGUCCACUCUGUACGCCCACUACCUACGUCACUGCACGUCCCACCGCCUGGACCCCGUGAACGCGGCGUCGUUCGGCAAGCUCAUCCGCUCCGUGUUCGUGGGCCUGCGCACACGCCGCCUCGGCACGCGAGGCAACUCCAAGUACCACUACUACGGUAUACGGGCCAAGCCCAGCGCUCAUAAGGACUCUGCUCAUCACAAGCUGGAUUUGGAUGAUAAUCAGGAUGGCCGAGAUCGGUCGCCGGACCGUAAUCAGAUUGAAGCAGAGGGUAGUCUGGGAGCCAAUCAUCGGCAGUAUCUCGGCGGCGUGAUGGCUCCCGACCCGCCCGAACUGUUCAUGGAAGACAUACCAGACGACGUGCCGCCCGACGCGAUACGAACCUUAGUGGAGCAUCACAGGCAAAACGGAGUCGAGUUCCUGGAGGCGGUGGCCGCGCUAGAUACGUGCGGCGUGGAGCGAGCGCGUCGCAACUUCUGGAAGUGCGAGUCCACAGCCCUGUGUCGGCGGACCCUGGCGCGACUGGCCGCGCGCCGCCACCUGGCGCUGUGGCUGCGGCGCGCCGACCUGCGCCUGUACCAGCGCGCCGCGGACCUGCUGCUGCCCGACGUGCUCAGCCCUAUCCCCUCUCACCUCACGCAGGCCAUACGCAAUUUCGCGAAAACUCUGGAGUCUGCACUGUCAGCGGGGUCGGCCGGUGCUCCCACUAUUUCUGCUCGUGCUCAGAAUGUAGCCGCGGCCUGUCUGUCGGCCGCACUGCGGCGCUACACUUCGCUCAACCACCUGGCGCAGGCCGCCCGAGCCGUGCUCGCUAACCACCACCAGAUACACCAGAUGGUGUCAGAUUUGAGCCGCGUUGAUUUCCGCGUUGUUCGCGAGCAAGCAGGCUGGGCGUGUGCGGCGCCAGGAGAGACACACCGCAGCGCACAUGACUUCGAUGCUGAUUUUAAGACCUCGUUCCAGGCGACCCUGGGGCGCGGCAUGUCGCUGGAGCAGUGGGCGGGUUGGCUCGAGCGCGGUGUGCGAGCCGCACUGGCGCCGCACAGCGGCCGCUCCGACUACACGCCGCGCGCGCGCCGCUUGCUGCUCGACUGCUCCUUCUACUCCUCGCUCGUCAUCCGCGAGCUCACGCUCAGGUCAGCUGCGUCGUUCGGCUCGUUCCACCUCAUCCGCCUGCUGUACGACGAGUACGUGGCCUACUUGGUGGAGCGACGCAUCGCAGACCAUCGCCGGGAGCCGCCUGUCGCCGUCAUGCAGCGAGCACACGACGACGACGAUGAGAUACCAGAGCGGAGCAACAUGGAGGAGGCGCGGGCGAGAGAGGGAGAGAGAGAGAGCGCGGCCGACGACGACGGAGACGAGUGGGAGUGGGCCGAGGACGACGACGACGACGACGACGAAGACGGCAAGAAGCCGAGGAUGGCCGAGUGAGCGGACAACGAACACUACUGAAAUUUUCAAUUUGGAUUCUCGAAGUCAAGGAGUUACCAGCUAAGCAUAUGUCACAUUAUAGACGGCCGCAGCAUAACCACCAUAAUGACAGUUUUUUUUUUAUAAAAAAACGGCCUCUCACACGAAGGGUUCCGUACUAAAAUAUAACACUACGUAAAUGUUAAAUACAUUUUGUAAAUAAUUAUUUUUAUGUAUAUGGCGGCCAUUUUGAAUUCGAUGUCUUGGCUGCGAUAGCGGAGUGUAACAGAAUCUCUUGGCCACGAUCACGUAUCCUUAUUACGGAACCCUAAAAAUUAAUCAAUCUUACUGUUAGCAUUCAAAAUUCAGUCAAAAAAUUAAUGAACGGAGACAAGUUUGUGAUUUUUUCUCAGUAUACAAUUAAGUCUUACUUUAAAGGCCUAACAAAUAAAAUUGAUAUAAAGCUCAAACAAAACAAAUGUAUGUAAAAUGUUUACAAAUAGACAUUUUGCUUACGAUUGGUUUAUUUGAACGUAUAACAUUUCCCGCGUUUAUUUGCAAGGCUGCUUGACAUUCGGAGAACUUAAGAAUUAUUAUUGUACUGACAGUGUUGCCAGGGAUAUAGUUAACAGUUUGCAUAGUCUUUGUUUAUUCUCAGUUAUAACUUUAUUUGUAAGGCCAAAAAUGUUUACCGCAUUCUAUUAUUUUAUAUAUGUGUUUUCUAUCACACGUGCUACGCGCACGCGGAACGUGUGAUCGAUUGCAGAUGGGACAUUGUCUUGCGUGUGACUAGCUCCGCACAGUGACAGGAAAACCGCCCUAAGUCUUAAUAUUAUGCCGAACCAAAGAAAAAUAUUUUCAUGUACCCUUUAACAAUUAAAGCUUGUAGACUAGACACAUCAAACUGAAUGAGACGAGUGUAAAGGAACAUAUAAUGACUAAUGUAAUUUGCAAAAUAGAGUGACCCACACAUGUCGUGUUUGUGUGAUAAUUGACAUAAUUCAAUGUUAUUUUAAGGUCAUUGUUGACACGAUGUGUCAUAUUUGUCAUCGUUGUCAUUUGUGUGUCAAUGUGUAGGAUGUAUAAGAAAAUGGCGGAUAAGAGUAACAUACUUUCUGUAAUGCUAGGCCCGGAACGUGAAUAAAGCAAGCGACACAUGUGGCGUUCUAUUCUACGUGUCGAAGUGACGGGUCGGGUUCGGUGUGAUCUCGGUCACACCGCGGUAUGCUACGCAUUAGGUCCUUUUGUCAAUCGGAAUAUAUUAUCCCGCUUAACUUAAACAAGUGUACCCAUAAAAUGCUUUCAAUUUGAUAUACCCGGAAUCAGGACUAAUUAAAAGUAUAUACAUACACUUUAUAGUGAUGUAUAUAAAGUGCAAUAUAUGAAGUAGCUAGCUCAAUACUAUUCUAGUCAAUAAAGACAAGCUACCAGCGUAUGAACACAGUCAUUUGUAUUGUUUAAAGUUCUAUAUUGUAUGUAACAGACGUUGUAUUUAUUAGUAUUAAGAUGUGUGUGAGCUUAUUAAGUACUGAUGGCUUGUAACGUCCAUCACUUUUAAAUUCAAAAUGGCGGAUAUUAGUUUACGACAGCAGCAUUAGUAAUAUCUAGUUAGUGUACUAAAAUAUUUGAUUUGAAUAAUGCAUCUUUAUGUAUAAUAAUAUGUUGGGCUUGCGUCAUUCAUUGUCAAUAAAUGACAUAUAGUUUUUACAGUUAUGUAUAUCGAUGUAUUUUUUUUUAUUUAAUGUCAAGAGAAAAUAUAUUGCUUAAGGUUGGCGUGGUUACUAUGGUUAUCGUUUUAGACAUUAUAAAGGAGUCUGCUCACUACGUAUACAUGAAGGUUCCAGAAACAUGUCAGCUUAAAAAUUGUCACCGUCCAAUAUCACUGCGUACCAUGUAGGUAUGCCUAGUUGGCAAGGUCCUAUGUCAUACACGAAGGUGGUGCCGAGUAAGGCUUAGGCCGCACUACUGUUUUUUUCACGGGAGCGGUUGACGGCUCUAACCGCGAAACCGCUCGAGACGCACAUACGACGAUUUUAAACAGCGAAACCAUCCGCGAUUUUCACAGUUAGCAGAUGGAUUUCUAAAAAGUAAGGUAUUGUUGCUUUGAUCCUAAUAAUCAGAAAAAAAGACGUCAAUGUAGAUAAGAGGUUUCUUUUAUAAGAAAUAUAAAAUUUUAAGAGAACACCCGGAUAAAUUUUUCAAUUACAUACUAUCGGAUGUCAGUAGCCAACUUCCAUUAAGUUUUGCACAAAUUUGCGACCUUCAUUGCAUACAAAAUUGGGAUUCUGGGAUAAACUUUCGAACUUUGCGUUUGAAACAGACUCCAACUCGAUUGACGACAUAAUUUCAAUAGCGCGACCACAGACGUUCUAUGAAUAACGAAUUAAGCGGCGGGUUUUUUUUCGCGAAAAUUUUGUAACAUUUCACGGUUUUAAAAUUAUUCGAGGGUAAAAACCGUAAGUACGGCAGCUUGUAUUCGUUUUCUGUUUCAUAAACAGUAAAAAACCGCUGCGGUUUAACCGUAGUGCGGCCUAGGUCUAAUGGGCGGACUCCUUAAAGUGAUCGGACGCUCUUCGAUAACAGCCGGUGACCAUUUAAACUCAGCCUUAAUAUUAACAAAUAGGGCGCGUGGCGCCUGUUGUGAAUAGCUUAGUUUGCCCUUAUCACGUGGCAUCCAUCUUGUCUGUACAUAUUUCAACAGUGACUGACAUUCGGUAUCCUUCGCUAGUUUAUUGUCCGUGGCACAGCCUAUUAUGAUAAGAAACCAUAAAACGGAUUUCUUUAGAAGUUUCCAAAUGGACCGU